Molecule: messenger RNA, 4308 nt
Organism: Botrytis sinoallii
Lineage: Eukaryota; Fungi; Ascomycota; Leotiomycetes; Helotiales; Sclerotiniaceae
Exons: 1
Coding region: 1-4308 (1435 amino acids)
Molecular function (GO): protein binding
Source: RefSeq, a predicted model, not a curated record
AUGCGCUUAUUAGAAUGCAAUAGCGAAGAGCAGUUCGUUCUGGUCAGAAAUAUUGAUGGCAAUGAUGUUCCAAAAUACGCUAUCCUAUCGCAUACAUGGAGGGCAGAGACAGACGAGCUCACCUUCCAAGACCUUAUGAAUGGUACUGGACAGGGAAAUUCUGGGUACAGAAAACUUCAAUUCUGUGGAGAACAAGCUAAACGCGAUGGCUUACAAUACUUUUGGGUGGACACUUGCUGCAUCGACAAGACGAGUAGUGCCGAACUUUCAGAGGCUAUCAACUCUAUGUUCCGCUGGUAUCAGGACGCCACUAAAUGCUAUGUAUACCUGUCAGAUGUUUCAACGAACGUAUACGAUCAAACAAGUUCUUCUUGGCAACCAACCUUCAGAAAGAGUCGAUGGUUUACUCGUGGUUGGACACUUCAGGAGCUUAUUGCACCGAGAUCGGUCGACUUCUUCUGCUCGAAUGGUAUGCUACUUGGCGAUAAGAGAUCUCUACAGCAUUUAAUCCACGAAAUUACUGGGAUAGAUACGCCAGCUCUUCAUGGACGGAAUCUGUCUGAUUUCAGCAUUGAUGAGCGAAUGUCAUGGGCAAAAAAUCGCGAGACAAAGCGUGAAGAAGAUAUGGCCUAUUGCUUAUUAGGCAUUUUUGAUGUUCAUAUGCCACUAAUCUACGGCGAACGAUCAGAAAGCGCGUUUAGGAGGCUCACAGAGGAGAUUGAAAAACGCCCAAAGAAACACACUCUUGAUGACUCGCCAGUUUUUUCUGCUGCUGAUUCCAGCUCCAGAAAACGAUCAAAACUCUCACAUUAUGAAUCUUCCAAUCACGUCUCACGCAUCCAGACUGUAGGAGGCUCCGAAACCCCUUGUCAGUAUCCUACGCAUGAUAUUGAUGCUAUCACGAGGCAAUCUAUCAUAGAUCAACUCUACUUCCCCAAGAUUGAUGAGCGUCUAACAAGUUUGACUGCUGCCCAAGGGACAACAUGCCGUUGGUUUCUUACCAAAUCGGAAUACUUAUCAUGGAACGAUGUUUCAAAACGGCAAGAUCAUGAAGGAUUUCUUUGGAUCAAAGGCAACCCCGGUACCGGGAAGUCAACUUUGAUGAAACUCCUCUUUGAGGAGGCUAAGCUUAAUACAAAAGGCGGUUCCUCGAAAAUCACAUUAUCAUUCUUUUUUCUGGCACGAGGUACGAUUGAAGAGAGAACAACUACUGGCUUAUACCGCUCUCUUUUGCACCAGCUUUUCGAAAAGAUGAUAGAGCUCAGAGAUAGCUUGGAGUGGAUGACAGCCGAUGGCGCGAGAGGCAUUGAAAGAAAUGGUUGGAGUGAACCAGCUUUAAAGCAGACGUUAAAGCAUGCUAUAGCAAAGCUUGGAACCAGGUCACUGAUGAUAUUUGUCGAUGCGCUGGAUGAAUGCGAUCAGAAGCAAGCAAGUGGAAUGGUUUCGUUUUUUGAGGAAUUAUGUGAGCUUGCAGAAGUUUCGCAAGUUGACUUGCAAAUAUGCUUUUCUAGUCGACACUAUCCCACUAUAGUCAUCCAGAGGGGUAUGGAACUGACUCUAGAAGAUGAACUUGGGCAUAUGGAAGAUAUUCAGCACUAUAUCAAGUCAAAAUUAAGGCUAGGCAAAUCCAAACAAGCCGAAGCACUUCGGUCCGAAAUCCUACAAAAGUCUUCCGGCAUUUUUCUCUGGGUCGUCUUAGUUCUUGACAUCCUCAAUUCUGAGUAUACAUCUGGCUCUAUUUCUAUUAAGAAAAUCAGUGAGCGCCUCAACGAAAUUCCACCAGGACUAAAUGAUUUGUUUGAAAUGAUCCUUAAGCGGGAUGGAGAGAACCUCGAAGAACUACAAAUUUGUCUGAAACUAAUUUUAUUUGCAAAUCGUCCCUUGAAACCACAAGAACUCUAUUUCGCAACUCAAAUCGGUCUUGAUGAAGAUUGCACGGGCUUUUGGGACCAGGAAGAUAUCAAUAUUGACCAAAUGAAAUUAUUUGUGAGGAGCUCCUCCAAAGGCUUGGCUGAGGUGACCAAAAAUAAAGCUUCGGAUGUACAGUUUAUCCACGAGUCUGUUCGGGAUUUUUUGUUGGGUAGAUACGAGACUCAACUGUCUGGAAUUCCCGGAAAUUUUGUCGGCCAUGGGCAUGACACGUUGAAGAAUUGUUGCUUAGCUCAACUAAACGGUGUCAUCAACCAUAAGGUCAUAGCACAUUUCAACUUUAGCAAAUCAAACUUCUGGGAAUGUCGUAAUAUGAAAUAUCCAUUUUCGAAUACAUUAGAGUCCGACAAGCCAGUCCCCAAUGGUCAACGUUCCAAGGAAACACAGUCAAAGUUGCAAGAGGAAAUUAGAAUGAAGUUCCCAUUUCUUGAGUAUUCAGUGUCCAACAUCCUGUAUCACGCGAAUCUUGCUCAGCAGAAUUACAUGGAGCAGGCAGGCUUUCUAGCAAAAUUUCCCACCCGUCUAUGGGCAUUCGUGAAUAAUUAUCUCGAGAAUCACGAAAUUCGACGAUAUACGGGCUCGGUAACUCUUCUCUACCUCCUAGCAGAAAGAAACCUGGCCAAUCUCAUUCGAACACGUUCCAGAAAAGAGUCUUGUUUUGAUAUAACAGAGCAGCGAUAUGGUCCAUCAAUUCUUGCUGCUCUGGCUACUGGGAGCGAUGAAGCUGCUCAGACGCUCCUUAAGAUUGAAGCUGAAACACAUCCCUCAAAAUCUCUACUGCAUGACUUGUGCAAAAAAUAUCACCCCAAAAAUAAUAAAAAUACCAAACUUGGACGGAGCUUCAUUUACACACAAAAGAAAAAUCUUGUGUUUCAACUUUCACAGUACGACCAGGAGAUACCACUCGUCUUUAAACUCAGUUUGGACGAGAGUUUGUUUGAUCCAAAUCUGACCGAUCGUGGCAAGCGCUUGCUAAUAGAGGCUAUUGAAAGGGGUCAUUGUGUUGUUGCUACAUAUUUGUUGGAGAGGGGUAUCGAUGCCCACCGUGCAACCGUAGUUGGUAAGGUAUCACUUCUGGAGAGAGCUGUGAGAUCUGGCUAUGCGAAUAUGGUAAAAUUGCUAUUGGAGUUUGGCGUUGAGAUUGAUUGUUGGAACUGGGGCAACGAAACACCCUUGAUAAUAGCCAUUCACGAAGGACAUUUAGACAUCGUCGAAUUGCUGUUGGAGAAAGGCGCUGAGAUCAACAAUGGAGGAAUUAACAAACAAACACCUCUGAUGGUUGCUGCUACUUGUGGAAACAAGAAUUUAACUCGGUUGCUAUUGGAGAAAGGCGCUGAAAUUGACUGUCGCUUUCAGAAUCAAACGCCUUUGAUGAUGGCUGCUUCUCAUGGGCACGAAAAUGUAGUUGGGCUACUAUUAGAGAAUAACGCUGAAGUCAAUUGCGUUGACUUCAACGAUGAAACACCAAUUAUCAAGGCUAUUAUUGGUGGGCAUGCUAGCAUAGCGAGUUUGUUAUUCGGAAAAGGCGCUUGUUUUGAUUGUGAAAGGGAUAUCUUUGGGAUAGUGCUGUUAAAAUCUUCGCAAUCCGGGCGCGAAGAAAUCGCUAAGUUUCUCUUACAAAAUGGCAUGAAUGCAAACCUAAGAGAUAAGAGUCCAGUGUAUAAAGGCUGGACUCCGCUAAUGCACGCUACUAGUCAUGGUCACGAGGCAAUGACUAAAUUACUGUUGGAAAAUGGUGCCGAUGUCAACGUGAAAUGCGAUAGUGGUUCGACAUCAUUAUAUAGAGCUGCUGCUGGGGGAUUCGAGACUAUUAUAGAGUUGUUGUUGUUGAAGGGGGGUGCCAAAGUCAAUCCAACAAUGGAAUAUACUUGGGAUCCACUUCUAGGCGCUAUUGAAAAUAGUCACGAGUAUACAGUUGCACUUUUAUUGGAGCUAGACUUUUACUCCGAGGCUAAGAAUGGAAAAAUAAAUCUGUUAUUGGUACAGGCUAUCAGAAAAACUAUUGUUUUGGGGGAGCUGUCAAUACUUAAAUUAUGCCUAGAGAAGUUCCAUGUUAUCAAUCAGAAGGACAAAAGGGGUCAAACGCCGUUGUUUUGGGCGAUUUAUCGUGGUCGAAUGGAAAUGGUCAAUUUAUUAUUGGAUAAGGGUGCUGAUAUUGAUGCGAAGGAUGAGACUGGGCGAACACCAUUGUCAUGGGCUGUCACUCAAAACAAUGAGGCUACGAUUAGACUGUUGUUGGAUAAGGGCGCUGAUGUCAAUUCAAAAGAUCAGGAUGGCCAAACACCACUAUCAUGGGCCCAUAUUAUUGAGAAUGUCGUCGCAAUUGAGCUGUUGACGAGAAAGCGACUCAGUUACAUGCAAUUGAAACACGAUGUCUAA